This is a messenger RNA of Paramecium primaurelia, 4444 nucleotides long. Lineage: Eukaryota; Ciliophora; Oligohymenophorea; Peniculida; Parameciidae. The record is from the annotation of a GenBank genome assembly.
AUGCAUACUCUUAGGACAAGCCUACUAUUAUGUAUGCUAAUCUAUAUUAAUUAUGCAGAGUAUGUUUUACAUCUAUUAUUAGAUCUGAAGCACUUAGCUUAUUAAAUCAAAUGCAACCAAAAUUCAAUGAAGAAACUGAUUUAGGAUCUGAAGACUUAAUAUAUAAGAAAGCCACUGAAUAAUUAAAAUAAUAAAAGCCUUACUUGUAGAUUGAUGAAGAAGAUACUAAGAAUGAAGUUUCCUUUAGAGAAUUUUAUAAAAGUGUACGAUCUGGUAAACAUGAGAUAGUUCAAGAUGAGGAAGAGAUAAAUAUAGUAGAACCAGAGCAUAAGGAAAUAGAGAUUCAAUCUUAUUUACAAGAAUUGAGUGAUGGACUUGAACCAUAAACUGAAAAUAUUGCAGAAACGGAACUUCAAACUGAUCCUGAAAAGUUAGGAAAGUUUAAAAAGUAUUUUAUUAAAGAAGAAGAACCUAAAGUUGAAGUUAAAAUAGAAACUAAAUCUGAAAAUAAUCAACAAAUUGAAAAGAAAAUGACUUUAAGAGAAAAAUUAGAAAUGAAAAAAAAAUAAGCUCAAUAACCAUCAGUUGUAGCUGCAAUUUAAAUUAAAUAAGAAGUAACUAACCAAGAAUAAGUUAUUAAUUAAACUGAUUAAAAUGUUGGCAAAACAACUUUAAUGAAAAAGAUUGAAGAAUUCAAGAAAUAGAAAUAAUCAAAGGAAAUAUAGGAAAUAUAGGAAACUUAAUAAUCAAAAGAAGAAGUUGUAUAAGAAGAGUAAAACACAAAACCAGUACAAGAAAAUGCUUUAAGAAAACUUUUAAAUAAAAAGGCAGAAGAGAAAAAAGAAAAAGAAGCUUAAAAAUAAAUAUAAAAAUCUGUAGAAGAGAGAUAAGAUACAUUGUUAGGGUUGACAUAAGAAGCAGAAAUAGAAAUUAAAUAAAUAAAUGUUGUGAAUGAGUAAGAUAUAGAUAUCGUCAAUGAAAAAGAAUCUUAAGAAUCUAAUCAGGAUUUAAAAUAAUCUCAAGAUGAAACUAAUUUAUAAGAAUUAGAAUAAGAACAUGAUGAAUCUCAUCAAGAGUAUAUAAUAUCUGAUGAAAAUAUUAACAAUAAUGAUGAAAAUAUUGAAUAAUAAAAAGAAUAAGUUUAAUCUUAGUCUGAGAUUCAAAAAUAAAUAUAGAUUGAUAAUGAAUCUUCAAGUUUUGAAUCAGAUUAAUCAGAUAGUAUAGCCUAAGAAUAAGAUCAAAAUGAAUAAGAAAUAGAGAAUGUUGAAUAAAUUAAUCCAUCACCUGAAAAUUUGGAAUAAGAAAAUGAUAAUGCUGAUAAUAAUAAUAAUAAUAAUAAUAAUAAUAAUAAUAAUAAUGAAUAAGAAUAAGAAUAAGAAUAAGAAGAAAAUUCUUAAAUAACUAAAUUAAUUGAUGAUGAUUAAAUAAAUUAAGAAAUAUAAUAAGAUGAUUAAGAACUAUAGUAAUUUGAAGUAAAAUAAUCUGAUGAUUAGUAAUAAGAAUUAGACAAUCAAUCAUAAAAUGAAUAAUAAUAUUAAUAAGAUAAUUAAGAUUAAGAUGAAAAAUAAAUUAUUGAUUAAUCAAAUUAAGAGAUUAAUAUUGAUAAUUAAAUGGAAAAUACAUUAUCAUAAGGUUUUGUUAUGGAAAAUAAUGUAGAAACUUCUAAUUAUCUUGAGGAAGUACAAGAAGCAGAAAAAUUAAGAAAAAAAAAAGAAGUAGAAGAAAUGAUUUAAGAAGAAGAAAGAAUUAAAUAAGAAUUAGAAUAAAAAAAGUUAGAAGAUGAGUUAAAAUUAAAUGAAUUGGAAGAAGAAUAGAAAUAGUUAAAUGAUGAAAAAUAAAAGGAAGAAUAAUAAAUUGAAGAAGUUAAAAAAUAAAUUGAAUUAGAAUAAAGUGAAUUAAAAGAUUUUGAAUUAGAAAAAGAUGUAUAAUCAUAAAUAAAGGAUAAAGAUAUAAAUGAUAUAUAAGAAGUAUAACCUUAGUAAGAGAUAUUAUAAGAAGAUUUAAAUAUUUAAGAAGAUUUAAAUAUUUAAAAAGAUAAUUUAAAUUAAUAAAAUGUAGAGGAAUAAAUAACAAUUUAAUAAGAUAAAAUAGAGCCUAAAGAAAUUAAACUUGAAGAUCAUACUAUUAAAUCAUAAGAUGAAUCUUUAGAUAACGGUUUUAAUAUUGAUGAAUAUGAAAGAUUAUAACAUAGAAAUGAGGAUAAAACUGAAUAGAAUGAUUCUAAUUAUUCAUAAAGUAGUGAACUGUUUCAUCAAAAUGAUUACAUUUCUUAAAUUCUAAAUGAUUAAUAAGAAUAAGUGAUUGAAUAAUCAGUUCCCACAUUAUCAAUUAAUGAAUAAUAAACUGAAGAAAUUUCAUAUGAACCUUAAAUCUAAAUAAGUAAAGAUGUUACAAUAGAUGAUAUAUAAAAUGAAUAAGUCUUAAUCAAUUAAGAAUAAGAUAGUUUAAAUGAUCAAAAUUACAUCCCAGAAUUACCAAACCCUGAAAAUUCAUCAAUUUAAGAAUAAGAUAUUAAGUAACAACUAAAAGAAGAAGAAAAUGAAGUAAAAGAAUAAGAGUAGUAGUAACUUUAAGUGGAUAAUCAAAUUAAUUAAGAUAAUAUAGAAAACUUAAUUAAUAAUGAUUCAUCUUAAGAAGAAUUGAAAAUAGAAUCCUAUAAUGAGAAUAUUGAUAAUUCAUAAAAUUAAGUAUAUCCAUAAUAAUAAGAGAAUUCAAAUAUAGAAAGUGAUACUCCCAAUUUAAUCCCUGUAGAUGAAAGUUAAUCAAAUAUUUAUUAAUAUGAAUAAGAAGUUGAGAAUGAAGAUAAUGAAGUAAUUUAAUUUGAUGUUUAUCAUUCCUCUUCAGAUGUUAAUACAUAAAAUAAUGAAUAAUAAGCUAUAAAUCAAAUUAAUAUUGAAUCAUAACCUAUUGUGAAUUAAUAAGAAGUUGAGGAAAAUACAAAUGUGCUUUCAGCCAACAAAAUUCAUUCAUUUUCUCUAUUACAAUAAGAUAUGAAGAUAGAUGAUACUAUAAAAAUUGAAUAUAUUGAUUUAGAAACAAAGUAAGAUCAAUCAACUUUAAAUCAUCAUAAGAGAUAAUAAAAUAGUUUAUUGUAAGUAGAGGAAACUGAGAUGGAUUAUAAUGAAGAAUAAUUUGAGAUAUUUAUGGCAUAGAAGAAAUAAUAAGAGUAAAUGGAGAAAGAGAAAAAAAGAAAGAAAUUAAAAGCAAGAGAGGAGAAAUAAAAAAAAUUAGAAGAAGAAUAAUAUUAAUAAAAAUUAUUAUAAUAAAAAUAAUAAUAAGAAAUUUUAAAAUAAUAAUAAUAAUUGAUUGAAUUAUAAAAUUAAUAAUUGUUAAAUAAAAAAAAAUAUAAGAUGUCCACUAAAUAGAAUAAUUAAGUUAUUGUAGAUAGUAUACCUAUUAAGGGAGAUAACUAUAGUCAGUUAUAAAAAUAAUAAUCAUAAAUUUAAAUCUUAAAUUAAUAAAUAGAUACAGAAUUUUCAUUUUAAUAAAUUCUUUCAAAAGUAGAGAAGGAAUAAAGACAAGGAUAGAAACAAUUAAGAAGUAAUUCUAAACAUGUCAAGAAUGCUGAUUUAAAUUUCUUUUAAUUAACUGAAAGUAAAAGUUUUUUUAAUAAUUAGAAUAAUAAUAAAAUAAGAUUUCCUUAUAAUCUUAAGAUCUAUUUGAAGCUAUUAAAUAAGAGAUUAAAGAAUGUGAUUUAAAUAAUUACACAAUUAAUUUGUGUUAAUUAUGCUAAAGUGAUGUAGUAUAUGAAAUAAAUGAUGAUAAUUGGUAUCUUAUAGGAAUUGCAUAUGGAUUAAAGUAUAAAAAUUUAUCAAUUAUUAAAGGAGACAUUUCUAAAAUCUUUUGAAUACAGUUUAAUAUCAUUUCAAGAAUGCUAAGAUCUAUACUUCAUUUAAUAAGGAAUAAUAAGUUUGUCUCACAUUAGGAGAUUAAUUUGAAAUUGAAAAUCUAGAAGAAAUUUUAAAUUACUAUAAUAAUUAGACUUUGCCUAAAAAUACUUAAUUUUUAAAGAUUCCUUAAAAAGUAUUAUAUAAUAAUUUAUAUCAAGAUAAGAUCAAAUUUUGCUUAGAUGAAGGUAGAUUUGAAUAAACAUAAAUUUAUGAAUUUUAGUUUGAAUGCAGCAAUAAAAAAUUAAGAACAUCACAAUGGAUUUACUGUUACAGAAUAACAAAUUAAGUUUUCUGAAGAUUUCGAUUACAUUCAAUAGGGUAGUAUCUUAUAUCCAGGAUAAUCAAUUCCAUAUAAAUUGAAUGUUUAAUCUAAUGGAAUUGAAAAUAUGUAAUUAGAUUUGAAUCCUCAAAUAUAUGAAAAGAUAUUAGAAAACUAUUUGGCAAAAAAUUACUUGCAAUAGAUAUAAAUUACAUAUAGGGACAUAUUAAAGAGUAAUUUUGUAGUGAUUGAUAAUGAUGAACUUUUAGAACUUGAAAUUACAAUAUAAAAAUGA